Messenger RNA from Trematosphaeria pertusa, 555 nucleotides. RefSeq lists its product as uncharacterized. The record is from RefSeq and is a predicted model, not a curated record. Lineage: Eukaryota; Fungi; Ascomycota; Dothideomycetes; Pleosporales; Trematosphaeriaceae. The coding region runs from base 1 to 555 and encodes 184 amino acids. The transcript is spliced from 2 exons.
AUGGGACUCAAUUCUCCGCGUCUAAAAGAAUGGGUUACGCAAUGCAAUGGGAGAAUCUUCCUCGGGCGAAAACGUGAGACACUGGAGGUCUACGGUCCUUGGGUAGGAGAAUUGGUCCUCGGCAAGAUUUAUGCUCCUGCAGCUCUUACAAAAGGAGCCGCCAUCUUCAACAACCCUCUAUACAACAAGGCACUUGCCCAGCUAUGUGUGCACGGUAUUGGCAAGAAAGGUCAUUCAACGGGCCUGGCACAAGUCAACGCACACAACAUCAAGACGUGUAAUGAGUGUCAGAAAGGAGACUUUAUCACGCUUGGCUACUACCUACCUUUCGGCGCCGUCUACCUAUUCCUCCCCCCAGGAUUUGGCAUCGAUGCUGAAGGGCACGUGGUUGACAAGAACGAUAUCGACUUAAAAUAUACAGAAUUGCUCAUCAUGAGGUCUUCGUUUCCGCCUGCCGAAGAUACGUUCGUCGCGUUUAUGGCGUGCAUCUUUCGAAACGGAAAAGGGCAGAUUCGGCUACCAGUAUACGCUCGGUUGUUUGCGCCUUCUCUCUAA